Pristis pectinata (smalltooth sawfish) is the source of this 4595-nucleotide messenger RNA. RefSeq names its product ETS-related transcription factor Elf-2-like. The record is from RefSeq and is a predicted model, not a curated record. NCBI's taxonomy places the organism in Eukaryota, Metazoa, Chordata, Chondrichthyes, Rhinopristiformes, Pristidae. Bases 810 to 2636 code for a protein of 608 amino acids. Gene Ontology annotation, cellular component: nucleus. Gene Ontology annotation, molecular function: sequence-specific DNA binding; DNA-binding transcription factor activity, RNA polymerase II-specific. Gene Ontology annotation, biological process: regulation of transcription by RNA polymerase II; cell differentiation. The transcript has 10 exons.
AUAAUAACAUUGGAAAACGACCCGCGAGAAAAUCAGAUGACGUUGAGUAGAAUUUCGAAAUGUGGUUGGUGGGUGAUGCAAAUCAGCUGAUUGUUUUUCCCAUUUCGCCUCUCAGCCAGUGGAAUAAUUUCUGGGAAAGGGGAUUUUUUUUUGGUUGGUUUGACGUUGUGUUGCUGUGUGAGAAUCUGGGAGCUGUGACCUGGAUUUAGCCUAUCAAGCCAGUGGAAGAGAGAGAGAGAGAGAGAGGGAGAGAAGCAGAGGGUGGGAGGACAGGCAGCAUUAAGUGUGCUUCAUUCUCUCUGUGUAAACCGAAACCUCAGGCUUGUCUGGGGAACUAGGGAAUCGGCAACAACCCAGGCCGUGCAUAGUUGAACCUUCACACGGUACGUAUACAGACCCACAACCUGGAGUCACCGCAGUACAACACAACACAGCCCUUUUCCAACUGGAUUUGACUCUGUUUUGAAAGCCCUGUGAGAGGAGACAAGAUCUUCGUCCUUUAACCCUGAGUUAAAUUUAAGAGGUGAAGGGUACACUAACCUCUUACAGAAGCAACGUUUUACUGGAAUGACAUUUCCUAAACUGAGGAAGUGGAGCCAGAAAGGAUACAUGCCUCAGGGGGACUUUAUUCCUGUGCUGCACCAUUUUUAUUGUGUUAUGUUUUGAACAACACCUCUCAAGUGCUGUAUGGUUCUGCAUGUGCCCAAAAGGAAAGGGUCAUUUUGAUUUCGGGACGGGCUCAGUGCAGCCCCCUGAUGUGAGAGGAAGGUUUUUUUCCCAGUUGCUCUUGAAGUCCCAGGGAAUGUGCUAUGACAUCAGCAGUGGUGGACUGUGGAAGCCUGGUGUUUGACUUUGCCAGUAAUGGAAUGGAGAACCAUCAGCAGCAGGAUGCAGAAAAGGGUCCAGGGUACCCUGCAGUGAUAGUAGAACCAGUUCCCAGUGCCAGGUUCGACCAGGGCUAUGCGGCACAGAUACUGGUCUACGAUGAUGAAACUUACUUGAUGCAAGAUGUUGCUGAGGAACAGGAGAUUGAGACGGAUUCUGCAGAAACGGUGGAAGCAUCUGUCCAUAGCAGUCAUGUCCAUUGCACGGAUAAGACCAUUGAGGCAGCUGAAGCCCUGCUCCACAUGGAUUCUCCAACCAGCCUGAGGGAUGAUAAGAACAGCGUCCAGGUAUUUGUACCGCCCUGUGUAUCGACCCCAGAAUUUGUCCAUGCUGCCAUGAGACCUGAUGUGAUUACCGAGACAGUAGUGGAAGUGUCAACGGAGGAGCCAGAGCCCAUGGACACCUCCCCUGCUGUGCCAAUACUUGAAACCCCUGAGCCAACCAAAAAAAAGAAAGCUGGUCGAAAGCCAAAGAGCCAGCAGUCUGGGUUGCCUAAUAGUGCAUCGGAUCUGUCUGUGAAAAAGAAGGCUAGAGAAGGGAAAGGGAACACUACAUACCUCUGGGAGUUCCUUCUCGACUUACUACAAGACAAAAACACUUGCCCCCGCUACAUCAAGUGGACUCAGCGGGAGAAGGGCAUCUUCAAACUGGUUGACUCUAAGGCAGUGUCUAAGCUUUGGGGGAAACACAAGAACAAGCCAGACAUGAAUUAUGAGACAAUGGGUAGGGCACUAAGGUACUACUACCAAAGAGGGAUCCUGGCCAAGGUGGAAGGGCAACGCCUGGUCUAUCAGUUUAAAGAAAUGCCCAAGAACUUGGUAAUUAUUGAUGAAGACAAAACUGAUGCCAAUAGCGAGGGAUCGUAUCCACCUGAAAUACGGACCGAUGUAGUUGGCCACUUAUCUGAAGGAAUUUCUCCAUCUUUAGAAAAUAUCUCUUCUCACAUUUCCUCAAAAUCUGUGGUAGCUUCCCGAGGAGCGAGGAGUUCAGCACCACAGAGUGUUGUGAAGCUGGGGAGGGCUGCAACGGUGAAGGUCUCGUCGGCUAGUCACAGUGGAAUCCUAUCUCCGGUGCCUACAACCUCCCUACCAGUAGUAACCACAUCGGUUCCAAGCAGAACCGUCCGUGUGGCGAUGCAGGUGCCUGUUGUAAUGACCUCUUCGGGCCAGAAGAUUUCAACGGUGGCGGUUCAGUCAGUGAAUCCUGUGUCAACAGUAAUAACCAGCACAAACACGACCAUCUCUACUCCAAAGGUUCUCAUCCAAACCAUCCCAACAAUGGUGCCUCCUUCUACGGCAGAGAAUGGAGACAAGAUCACCAUGCAGCCUACAAAAAUCAUUACCAUCCCUGCAACACAGAUAACCCAGUGUCACUUACAGACAAAGGCGGGCUUGGCUACAACUGGCAGCAUUAACAUAGUUGGAGCACAGGCGGCCAUUCGAGCUCUUUCUCCGAUGCCCAUAGCAGGAGGGACACCUGUGAUGAGACUAGCAGUGCCUGCUCAGCAAUCUACCGGCCAGAGUCCUGCACGAGUUAUUACUGCGGUUAUCAAAGGAGCAGACGGCAAGCAGGAAGGCAUGGCUGCAAAGGUGGGAGCCGAUGUCCACAGUAUGCCCAUGAUUAAGGAAGAGCGGUCAGUGGAGGGUAGCAAGACAGUGACUCGUUGGGUGGUUGUCAGUGCACCCUCAGCUAUCGCCCUUCCUUUGACAAUGAAAACAGAUGCAGAAGCCACGGUGACAGCUGAAAAAUAAUAGUGCAACUGUUAAGAGAGGUUGCAAUGGGACUUUCAAAGGAAUGUUUCCAGCAAGUAGCAAACUUUUUCCAUCCCAUACUUUGCAGUGGGAUUUGAGCCACAUCAUCAAAUGCUGACAAAGAAACUUUUUCAAAUAGGAACAAAUGAGAUUUCAAUGAAUUCAAAUGCAAUUGAUUGCAUAUUGAUCCAAAAAAAAGGGACCAUGUGUUUCACUACAUUUUAAGUCUAUACUAAGAACUUCUGAAACACUAAUAUUUUGGUGAUUGGUUUGGAAUGUUUCUCUGAAGACUGCAUAAAUUUUAAAGCACAAGUGGUAUCAGGAAUUUUACUUCAACUCCCGGCAGUCAUCUUCAUUAUAAGGUCUGGCUGUGCAUUACUUUGCAGUGAAGGUGCUGAGCUGGAAUGUGACUUGUCAUUAGUGAUGUGGCAAAGGCACAGUUCACACCAGCUGUAGCUUAAAUGUUUUAAGCAGAGGACUAUUGUCUCCUUUUUAACAUUCCAAUCCUCCCAUCAGUUUAUGUUUUAAUAAAUAGAAAAGCAGUAGUCCUGUGUCUUGUUCACUAACAUGAAUCUGUCUAGUUUUAAGACGUCCCAUUUUCUCAGAUUAAAAUGUCCCCUAAAUUUCAAUUAACAAGCCCCUCCCACCAUGUCCCACACCCUCCACCUUUAAAACAAAAUGGCCUCAUUGGUCUUCCCUGGAAUUACAACAUUAAUUAGCACAAUGGUUCUUUAUUUGAAGGAUCAUAGAAUUGUAACAACUCACACCCCGUCACUCUGUGCAUGUAAGAGCUUGUUGCAGAGUUGGAUGCUUGCAAGCAAGUUCCUGGUAACACUGGUUCUUUAAAACUGAAUGCUGCCUAUUGCAUUUCAAAGGAAUACCAACAUUUGUUUAAAUAACACUGUGUGCACACAGUACUUUUCCUUCUACUGGUGCUAAGUGAAUUCUCUACAAACCGUAUGGAAUGUGAAGGAUUAAGUUGAAAUGGAAGUUACUGCUUUUAUUUGGAGGAGGUUUGGUGUAUUUUCAGGAUUUGUAUAAUUACAUUUAGUGAGCAAUGUUAAAUGACAAUUUGAGUUUUUCCAUUUUAAAAAAAAUAAGCUACGUACGAACUAGCUUUUUGUUAAAAGCUCUUUUUAAUCUUACACGAAGCACAGUAUUGUUAUGGAGUAACAUGUUAUUUUAUGGUAGUUAGAACCUGCCAGACACAUAGAUUCUGGUCAAGUUAAGUGACCGACCUUUGGCUAUAACCUUUUUUUAAAAUAAUGCCUGUGUCACUUUGCCUUGGUGUAUGUAUAAACAUUUUGCUUUUAUUUUCCUGCCACUUAAAGGUCAUGUUCAGUCUAGCUUUGUGCAAUGAGCUGUUCCUUUUCAGGUAGUUCUAAACCUGCUGACUUCAAUUAAAGAGGAAGUCUCGCCAUCAGGACCCAAAUAUUUUAAAAAGAAAACUGUUACAUGAAAUUAUAAUUAACAUCCUUUUGUCCAUCCAUUUUAUCAAUUUUUAUUUAUGCGGUGAAGAUGAACUGUGAUGUUUCUGGGAGGGGAGAAUUGUAUCAGUUUGGAUAGUUGAGGUACCAUAUGCAGUUAAUGUCCAACUCUUGCUAUUCAGCUCCUCCAUGGUGACUCUCUCCCUUUUACCCUGGUACUGCCUUUGGAUUUCACCAGUGCUCACUGUUCAAAUGUAUUCAAAAACCUGAAACAAAUGGACCAAAACAAAAUGAUGUUAAACCCUUCAUAACCACCUGCUUUUUAAAACUGGAUUCUGGUAUUGAAACUCCCUCCUUAAUGGUUGAUUGGGGAGAUUACCAGUGUUCUGACUGAAGAUGUUUGUACAGUUUCAACAUUUGAAGUAUAUUCUAUUUUGUUGUACUCUUGUUUCAAAGUGUAUUCAAGUAGAUUUUACCAAACUUUAACAGUGAAUCCUGUUUUGAUUGUGUUUUGGUAAAGAAAUACAAAGUA